Messenger RNA from Astyanax mexicanus (Mexican tetra), 3711 nucleotides. It is a transcript of the gene dnai4, whose product is annotated as dynein axonemal intermediate chain 4. Bases 107 to 2461 code for a protein of 784 amino acids. The transcript is spliced from 17 exons. The record is from RefSeq and is a predicted model, not a curated record. Gene Ontology annotation, biological process: cilium movement. Gene Ontology annotation, molecular function: dynein heavy chain binding; dynein light chain binding. Gene Ontology annotation, cellular component: axonemal dynein complex. NCBI's taxonomy places the organism in Eukaryota, Metazoa, Chordata, Actinopteri, Characiformes, Acestrorhamphidae.
UGUUGCCAUGGUUAUAUUAAACAGGACCCUGUGGUGUGGAGUGUGUUACUGACAGCAGCGGCUCUUCACUGUGCUGUUAAAUCUUUUACCUUCUUUAAUAGGAAACAUGUCGAACAACACGGCGAAGCUCACCAGGCCUACUUUAAAAGUGACGAAGUCUUCUGGGAGGAUGAAUCACUCUUCAUCUGGAAUGUACAGACCAAAUCUGAGCACCACAAUAUCAAGAAGCAUUAAUGCUGCGAGCCGAAAGAGCUUCAGUUUAGCAGGGGAUAGUAAAGUCCUGGACAAGAGCUCCACUCAGACACUAAAACACAUUGUACAGGCAUUGGAUGAAAUGGGGAAGGAUGUCACACCUCAAGCCUUAUAUCAUCCAGAACCAGGAACAGUUCAAACCAAACAGAACAAAAUCUUUGCACCUCAUGACACAUCAGCAGGGACAAUCUCAGACUUUUUAUCCACAGCUUUCCACACCACCAAUGCAAGCUUUGCAGCUCCAUUCACAAGGUCGUUCUUUGGGAGCACCUCUGUGUCUAGAUCAAGUCAGUCCACAACAGAAUCUAUUACUGAUGAUAUUGAGGACCCGUCUUCGAAAAGAGACACCUUAAUUGGUCUCUCAGAUGUCCAGGUUCAGAAAGAGGAUGUGAAGGAACAGGUCAGGGAACACACGCUGGACAGUGUGGUGGAUUGCUACCUCACUGAGACAGAGACCAUUUGGCUGCUGGACAUACCUGCAGUGUCUGUGUCUGUAGACUCAGAUGAAGCUGAAGUAAUCAAAGAAAGGAAUAAUGCUUAUACAGAACUGUGCAACAGCAGACCGGGCAAUGAUAAGUACGCUGAGCGCUCAAUGCAGACAUUUAACAGAGCACCUAAAGUUAUGGAGACCCAAACCAGUAGCAUCAUCAUGGUGGAAAAAGCUACCACAGCCACCACUUGGGACAUUUAUGACUCGUAUGCCGGUGGCAGUACGGCAGAAGUGCCAGGCAGUAUUUCAGGUGGCGAGAGGCCGAUUAUCCGGACAGACUCCUCCUCUCAUCACCUAGAUUCAUCCAGAAGUCUAGACAGAUCCAGGUCUGGAGUCAAUACCACCAGCAUAGCUAGUACCACCAGCUCCAGAAGAGGGAUGGAGGCCUUUGUGGUUGAAGUGGAAGACAAGCCUGACCCAGAGCUGAUCCUGAAGUCUGAGAAAUUUCAACAGGAUCUGGAAGUUAUGGAGAGGGCAGUUCUGCAGAACAUCUACCAGCCCAAACAUGCUGCCUACAGACUACUGCCAAUACUGACAGAUUCUGAUAUUCUGAAGACUGAGAAAGGGGAUCUGGAAGAAAGCUCUCAGAGCCCAGCUUUAAAACACCUCUGGGCCUUCAGCUGUGAGCUCACCGUGGCUCACAACGUCAGCUGCAUGGCCUGGAACAAGAAAAAUCCGGACCUUCUGGCUGUGGGAUAUGAACAGUUGGAUAUCAAUGAUCAGAAAUCUGGACUGGUCUGCUGCUGGUCUUUAAAGAACCCUCAAUGGCCUGAUCGGAUCUUUCAGUGUGAGAGUGCCGUCACGUCACUGGACUUUUCGGCCAGUAAUGCCAGUCAGUUGGCAGUGGGCAUGCAUGAUGGCAGCAUCGUCAUCUACAAUGUACAGUUUACCAAGAAGACACCAGUCAUCGACAGCAGCAAUUGUGACCCCAAACACACGGGUCCUGUGUGGCAGGUGAAAUGGAUAGAUUGUGAGCAGAAUUCAACAGGAGCAAGUGAAGCAGAGAUGUUGAUCUCUGUGGCUGCCGAUGGGAGGGUCUGCAAGUGGUUUUUCCGUGAAUGCCUUACCUGUAUUGAUCUGAUGAAGCUGACGGUGAUGAGGAAUGACAGCGGUGCUCUGAUCUCUAGCCAGGCGCCUGGGCUGUGUUUUGAUUUCCACCGUAAUAAUUCAAAUAUCUAUUUGACCGGAACAGGAGAGGGCCAUAUUCACAAGUGCUCCUGUUCAUACAACGAGCAGUUCCUGGACACGUACAAAGCACAUAAAGGUCCUGUCCGUAAGGUCACAUGGUCACCUUUCUGUCCAGAUGUCUUUCUAAGCUGUUCUGCAGACUGGACCAUUCAGCUUUGGAGGCAGGAUCUCUUCACACCUGUACUGGGCUUCACCUCCACACAGAACGCUGUCCAUGAUGUCAUGUGGUCCCCACGGUGGGCCACUGUGUUUGGGGUAAUUAAUGAGGACAGGGUGGAAAUUUGGAACUUGGGAGCAAGCACUCAAGAUCCAACCGUUGUGAGUGUUGCCAAUCCAGGGGUGAAGCUGACCUCUCUGCUGUUUGCCAGUGAGACAGACUGUGUCCUGGUUGGAGACAGUGAGGGUCGGGUCAGCGUCUAUAAGUUGGAGAACCUUGCAGUGGAAGCAGGCACACAGGCAAACACACUGGAGGACAUCAUCAGGUCCACGCUGGCCACUCAGUUGUGGCGGGAGCAAACAAUAACAGAAUAACCAUGAGAUUACAGUAGACUGGCCACAUCUGGAAAGACGUAUGGAAAGACAGGUUCUUGUUUCAUGGUGUGUUAGUUUUCUUUAGGAAUAGAAUAGACCCAAAGAAAAACACCUGCCAAAAAUAAUUCUUACUGAUGGCAGAUUAAAGUUGCCAAUAUAUCUGAAACAAAAUACCAAAAUCACCAAGAGCAUUUAUCACCUUUAAAAGAGCUCAUUCACUUCUCUUUUCUUAAGUGUUCAUCUUUUUCAUCUUUUAAGAUUAUUUUUUUAUUUUCCAUUUGUAAUUGUGCAGGACACUCUAAUAAGCAAUUAAAAGACCAUGAAAAGUGUAAACAGACUUUACUGAACACACUGAUAGAUACACUGUCUGGCAAUAAAUAUAUAAAAAUAUAUUUGACUGUGGCACGCAUUCACUGUGGCUUCGUUUCCACAAGCUUCUGCAAUGUCACAAGAUUUAUUUCAAUCCAGUGUUGUAUUAAUUUUUCACCAAGAUCUUGCAGCAUUGAUGACGGAAGAUUUAGAUCACUGCAAAAAAUCUUCUUCAGCACAUCCCAAAGAUUCUCAAUGAGGUUAAGGUCUGGACUCUGUGGUGAACAGAACAAUCCAUGUGUGAAAAUGAUGAUCUAAUGCCCCCAGAACCCUGCACUCUUUCAUAAUCUGAGCCUGAUGAAUCCUGGCAUUGGAAUAGGGCCGUGCCUUUAGGGAAGAAAAAAUCCAUUGAUGGAAUAACCUGGUCUAUAUUCAGUAUAUUCAGGUAGUCAGCUGACCUCAUUCUUUCAGCACAUACUGUUACUGAACCUAGACCUGACCAACUGCAGCAACUCCAGAUCAUAGCACUGCCCCCAUAGACUGCCUCUCUUCUUACCCUGAUGCACCCAUCACUCUGGAACAGGGUAAAUCUGGACUCGUCAGAUAACAUGACCUUCUUUCAUUUUUUCAAAGUCCAAACUUUGUGCUCUCUAGAAAAUUUGAAGCUGUUUUUGCCAGUUAGCCUCGCUGAUAAAUGGUUUUCCUAAGGCUACAAAGCUGUUUAGUUCCAAUCCCUUAAAUUCCCUUCGCAUUGUGCAUGUGGAAAAGCUCUUACUUUCACUACUAAACAUAUCCCUGAGUUUUUCUACUAUUUGAUUUAACCAAACGUUUAAUUGCUUGUCAAUCAGGAUCAUUUAAGAAUUUUUCUGACCACAAUUCUUCCUCAAAGAUUAUGUUUUCCCACUGACCUUCCAUUUUUCAAUAAAGUAUUGGACUCUUAA